Molecule: messenger RNA, 975 nt
Organism: Coffea eugenioides
Lineage: Eukaryota; Viridiplantae; Streptophyta; Magnoliopsida; Gentianales; Rubiaceae
Product: peroxidase 64-like
Exons: 4
Coding region: 1-975 (324 amino acids)
Biological process (GO): response to oxidative stress; hydrogen peroxide catabolic process
Cellular component (GO): plant-type cell wall; plasmodesma
Molecular function (GO): peroxidase activity; heme binding
Source: RefSeq, a predicted model, not a curated record
AUGGCAGGAUUAUUAAGGCUUAGAAUGCUUCCGCUAGUUUUUGUUGUGGUAUUAUCUUGGGUGCUUUCUCCGUUUGCAGCUGCACUGAGCUCAGAUUACUAUGAUCAUACAUGCCCGAAGGCCGAGUCAAUCAUCACCAAAGUAGUGAAGAAAGCCAUGAUGAAUGACAAGACGGUCCCAGCUGCCCUGCUUCGGAUGCACUUCCAUGACUGCUUUAUUAGAGGAUGUGAUGGUUCUGUGCUGCUAAAUUCGACUGCCAUGAACGCGGCUGAAAAAGACGGACCUCCAAAUAUUUCACUGCACGCAUUCUAUGUCAUUGACCUUGCUAAAAAAGAAGUAGAAUCCCAGUGCCCUGGUGUGGUCUCUUGUGCUGACACACUGGCCUUGGCUGCUAGAGAUGCAGUUGCACUAUCCGGAGGGCCUUCUUGGAAUGUGCCUAAAGGAAGGAAAGAUGGCAGAAUUUCGAAGGCCGGUGAAACUCGACAACUGCCUGCUCCUACCUUUAACAUAUCUCAAUUGCGGCAAAGUUUCUUUCAGAGAGGCCUAGCACUGGAAGAUUUAGUGGCCCUUUCAGGAGGCCACACCCUAGGUUUUUCUCAUUGCUCAUCCUUCCAGAACAGGAUCCACAACUUUGGCACCGCUCAUGAUGUAGAUCCCUCCUUGCAACCAUCAUUUGCAGCCAGCUUGAGGAAUGUCUGCCCCAUGCACAACAAGGUCAGGAGUGCGGGUGCCACCUUGGAUUCCUCGGCAACCGCGUUCGACAACAUAUAUUUCAAGUUACUCGUUCUAGGCAAGAGUAUUUUCUCUUCAGAUGAAGCCUUAUUGACAGCUACAACUACAAAAACAUUGGUCUCAAAGUUCGCUAACUCCCAGGAAGAGUUUUAUACAGCCUUUGUCAAGUCUAUGAUCAAGAUGAGUAGCAUAAGCAGUGGAGGUGGACAAGAGAUUAGGUUGAAUUGUAGAGUUGUUAAUUAG